This is a messenger RNA of Brachypodium distachyon (stiff brome), 982 nucleotides long. RefSeq lists its product as uncharacterized. Gene Ontology annotation, cellular component: nucleus. The coding region runs from base 172 to 684 and encodes 170 amino acids. Gene Ontology annotation, biological process: regulation of DNA-templated transcription. Gene Ontology annotation, molecular function: sequence-specific DNA binding; DNA-binding transcription factor activity. The transcript is spliced from 2 exons. The record is from RefSeq and is a predicted model, not a curated record. NCBI's taxonomy places the organism in Eukaryota, Viridiplantae, Streptophyta, Magnoliopsida, Poales, Poaceae.
AGAGCUUCUUGUUACUGAAGUGCUGAUCCCUUAAAGCUAGCAGCAGCUCCCUCUGUAGUCUGUAUCUCGCUCACAGGCGCAGCAUUUGAAGGGAGACGUGAAAGAAGAAAGAGAGGUCGAGAGGGCCGGCCCCGGCCGGGGAGCUAGCUAGAUUAGAUCGACAAGAGAGAAAUGUGGAGGGAUGAACGCAAGAAGGCAGCAGCGCUCCAGGAGAAGCUGCAGAUCCUGCGCUCCAUCACUCACUCCCACGCGGUGAGCGACGCUUCGAUAAUCUUGGAGGCGUCGGAGUACAUCAAGGAUCUGAAGCAGAAGGUGGUGAGGCGGCUCGCGGACCGGCAGGAGAUGAUCAUCAUAUCGCCCGAGGAAGACGACGGCGCCCACCACAGCUUCGCCGGCUCCCCCACGGUGAGAGUGGAAGCCCUGGGGGAUGGCGGGUUCCUGGUGAAGGUGUCGUCGUCGUCGUCGUCUUCGGCCGACAGGGACAACAAGAGCUGCUGCCUGGUCUCCGCGCUGGAGGCGUUCGAGGAGCUGGGCCUCGCCGUGCUCCACGCCCGCAGCUGCAGCGGCACCACGGCCCACACGUUCCGCCUCGAGGCUGCAGGGGGGAAUAAUAACGUGGUGCUGGACGAGCAUGUCGUGAAGCAGGCGGUGCUGCGUGCCUUCUGCAAGGAUCCAGCAAGCUAGCUAGCUAGGAGAGAUCUCCUGCUUUCUCCGAUUCAUAUUAAUUGUCUCAAAUUUACUCAAAUAUAGACGUAUCUAUGUCUAAAAAACGUCUAGAUACAUGUAAUAUUUUGACAAUUAAUAUGGAUCGGAGCAGCUAGUUUAGCAGCUAAGAUCGAUGGAUGGCACGAAGGUUACAUGUAUGCAUGCAUAUGCAUGGUGUCCAAAAUUCCAUAUACCAGUACAAAGACUCCUGGCUGUUAUUGUCAAUGAAGAGCAUGAACUAUGAACUCCUCAGUGUAUGCAUGCAUGGUUAAUUUGA